CUAUUACUAUUGGCCUCCGAUGAAUGUUGGCUUCGUUGGCCUUGGGGUAUAGGCACUAUUCCGUCCAUUCCGUUUGUUUUUGGUUUGCGUCGCUACUCGCCAUCUUGAUUUCACUGUCAGUUUUAUCUAUAUUGACUUUUAGAUCUCUCAUUUUCAUCAAAUGUCAGAAAGUAAAUGCAGAAUUGUUGAGGUGAAUGAUGAUGGGCUGCAAAGAGCCAUACAAAAUUAUCUAUUGCGAAAGCGCCACAAUCUUGGAAUUGAUUGUGAGCUUCUUAACCCUCUUGAAGAACAUAAUCAUAUGGCUGCAGAUAACAUGACCAUUGAGGACAUAGUUAAUGGUAUUCACAGUCGUGAUGAAAACAAGGAAGUUACUGCAACCCAUGCUGCAUGUAAAAUCCUCACCAGGAAUGAACUUUAUCCUCCCAUUGACAUCCUCAUCAAUGCCGAUGUUGUUCCCAAACUGGUAGAAUUCCUCAGUCGUGUUAACAAUCCUGGUCUUCAGUUAAAUUCAACCUUGGCUCUCACCAACAUUGUGUCAGGCACAUCUGACCAAACCAAAGCUGUUGUCAGUGCUGGGGCUGUUCCUGGAUUGCUAUCUUUGUUGGAUUCACCUCAUCCAGUUGUGGCUGAGAUAGCUAUCCGCGCUCUUGGUAAUAUAGCAAUUGAUCGACCAGAGCAUAGAGAUAACGUAAUUGAGCAUGGCUUUAUUGGGAAGUUGUCCGCCUUGAUUAAACCAGAAACUUCAGCUAAAUUCUUGCGCAACGUCACUUGGGCUUUGCUCAGUUUGUGCUGUGCCGUGGACAAUCCACUUACUGUCCCUGCAGUUCGACAGCUUCUUCCCGCCCUUGCCCACCUAAUCAAGAACAACGACGAGGAGAUUCUCGCUGACGCUUGCUGGGUUCUGGCAGAUAUUUCUAAAAAUUCUGAUGAACGAACCCAAGAAGUUGUCGACGCCGGAGUCGUCCCUCGGCUCGUUACUUUGCUCAACCACAAUGAGGAGGCUGUAACAGAAGGCGCUCUGUUUGCAAUUAGCACCAUUUACAAUGAGGAAUAUCCUGAUUGGAACACUGCUGUGAUCAAUGCUGUGGCUAUUCCCAGGUUGAUGUUGUUGCUGGAUUCACCGCAUGAAGUUGUGGCCGUGAAAGCUGCCUCCACUGUCGUCAAUAUUGCAUACGAACCAAAGUUCCGAGAUCAGCUUAUCGAACAAGGAUUUGUUAAGAAGUUGCUUGAUUUGAUCAAGCCUAACAUUUCAGUUACAUUAUUGAGAAUGGUCACUUCAACUUUGGGCAGCUUUAGCAGUUUCCUUGUCAGUCCAGCACUUAUGCCUACAGUCAGACAGCUUCUUCCCGCCCUAGCCCACCUCAUCAACAACAACGACGAGGAGAUUCUAUCCGGCGCUUGCUGGGCUCUGUUUUGGCUCACUGAUGACCCCAACAAACGAAUUCAAGAAGUUGUUGACGCUGGAGUCAUCCCCAGGCUCGUCUCGUUGCUUGAGCACAAUGAAUGGGACGUCAUCAAACCCGCUCUCUUAACUAUCCGAAGCAUAGUAACAGAAAGUGACACCAAUGUUGAUUCCGUCCUGGCUGCUGGUGCCUGGCCGUUGCUGGCCAAGUUGCUUGUUCGUCCCGAGAUCCACAUCGUCCAGUGGGCUGCUGAAAUUGCAUCAACAAUUGCCGUGAACCACGUUACUCGUCCGUUGGUGGACGUUACGAGGAAAGGCAACUUGAAAUGUCAAAAGGAAGCAGCUUGGGACAUCACUAACAUCACUUUGGGUGGCAAUGCCGACGCUUUGUCGUACCAGUUCAGUGCCAUCGCUUCGCUAUGCACUUUGUUGAAGGGAAAAAAAACCUACAUUAUCCUGGAAGUGUUAGAUUGCUUGGCUCUUAUUUUUGAGGUAGCCGAGAAAAUUGACGAACUGGAGAAAUUUUCGCUUCACGCGAAAAAAUGUGGGGGAUUGGAUUGCAUCAUGGCUUUAAAGAGCAACGAAAAUACCGAGAUUCGUCGCAAGUCGCUGGCUAUUCUGGAGCGGUACUUCUCCACUCACUUGUCUUUUGAAGACAAGUCAGCGCGAUCGACAUCGGGCUUUUGGAUGAUUGCCCCCUGCAACUAAUGCCUCCCCUCCCCGUGGGGUCGACUUGUGCCCACUCCUUGCAAUAUAAGAAAUCAAGAACAAGAACCAGCCAUUUUCAUCGUCCGAAGGAGGUUUCUCAUUCUGAAGUUUAAUCUAAAAUUCUUUAUACUGCCUUUUCUUUCUUCAGUUCCUCCAACGCUAUCCUAAUUAUGAGUGUUGUCCUUUUCUUUAAAGUUUUGUUUUUCCAAAUUGUUUUUUAGUUGAAAGUUGCUAUGCAAAACGUCUCCUUUCCUCUUUUUCAAUUCGCGAUAAAAGAGUAAUACAAAAAACGGAUCAACUGUACAUUUGAUUCGUUUUGAUGUUGUCACAAG
Messenger RNA from Daphnia pulicaria, 2442 nucleotides. RefSeq names its product importin subunit alpha-1-like. The transcript has 8 exons. Gene Ontology annotation, biological process: NLS-bearing protein import into nucleus. Lineage: Eukaryota; Metazoa; Arthropoda; Branchiopoda; Diplostraca; Daphniidae. The coding region runs from base 161 to 2110 and encodes 649 amino acids. Gene Ontology annotation, cellular component: nucleus. Gene Ontology annotation, molecular function: protein binding; nuclear import signal receptor activity. The record is from RefSeq and is a predicted model, not a curated record.